CAAGCAACAACAGAAGGAAUUUCAGAACAGAUGAAAAGAAUAGCGUGGACUUGAGCACUGAGAGAAUAAUACCGAAGACACCGGUAGCGGCUAAGAACUUAGGGUACUAAGGCUUCAACAGUAGCUGAAGUUCGACUUAUUUGGUAUAUUCUCUGUUCAAGUGAAUGACAAUGGACAGUGUUAGGGUCCGCGUGGUUGUCUACCUGGGCGUCUGUCUGUCUGUAUUCAGUGCUGUUUGCCAAGGGCAGAUGUCACCUGAAAACAGCCUCUCUUCACAAGAAGAACAAUUUCCACUGGCAUAUGUCACCAGAGAUUUGGCUGAUGCGCUUGAGGGACUUCUGGAAGACAAGCAGCAAGACAAUAUGAUAGGUUUGUCGGUGGAGAAAAAAGCCAGUCUCAUUCCACGGUGUGAUGUUGGAGAGCGAUGUGCAAUGAAGCACGGGCCACGUAUCGGAAGGCUCUGUGACUGUCUGCGAGGCACCGCGUGCAACACGUUCUUCCUCCGUUGUUACUGACCAAAAAGUGUAACAAUUUUAGGUGACCCACCUGUGAUACUCCCAAACUCCUAUGUCGUUUUCAAUGUAAAUGUCAGUCUGCAUGUAUGACUGUCUUAAAUUCCUUUGUCUUUUCGAAGAUGUCGUAAUAAAUGUAUUUAUUUUUUAUUAAUAAAAAACAAACUUCAUAUUUC
Molecule: messenger RNA, 688 nt
Organism: Esox lucius (northern pike)
Lineage: Eukaryota; Metazoa; Chordata; Actinopteri; Esociformes; Esocidae
Gene: cart4
Product: cocaine- and amphetamine-regulated transcript 4
Exons: 3
Coding region: 165-515 (116 amino acids)
Biological process (GO): positive regulation of MAPK cascade; G protein-coupled receptor signaling pathway; adult feeding behavior
Molecular function (GO): neuropeptide hormone activity
Source: RefSeq, a predicted model, not a curated record